CUCAUCUCCAUUUCUCCUCCAUUCUCAUAAUCGCAUUCUCUCUCUAAAAUCUCCGAACAAACUUCGGAGUCCCCAAAAACCCUUUCUUAAAUCCUCAGAUCUUCGUUCUUCGAUCUCGCAUUUGCUCAUUCUAGUUGUACGAGUCUUUUGAUUCAAAUGUCUGGUGUGAGAUGAAGGACAAAAGAAGAAGUUGGUCUUUCUUUUACUUUACCUUCCUUUUGAUUUCUUCCUUGCUUGCGUUUUCCUCGUCGGUGGUUGUCGGGUUUGAGGUUUCCCACAAUGGGCCGCUGUCGGACGCCGAGGUUCAUUACAUCCAGCGCCGGCAGUUACUGUACUACCGCGACGAGUUCGGCGACCGCGGCGAGGAGAUAACGGUCGACCCGUCUCUGCGGUUCGAGAAUCCGAGGAUCCGAAAUGCUUACAUUGCUUUACAAGCAUGGAAGCAAGCCAUUAUCUCAGAUCCGCGCAACUUUACUGCGGAUUGGGUCGGGUCGGACGUGUGUAACUACUCCAACGUAUUUUGCGAUCGGCCGCCGGAAAACCGCAAGAUCCGGACGGUCGCCAGCAUUGACCUCAACCACGGCGACAUUGCCGGAUUCCUGCCGGAGGAGCUCGGCCUGCUGGCGGAUCUCGCGGUUUUCCACCUCAACUCGAACCGGUUCUGCGGGACGAUCCCGAAGAAAUUCAAGAAUUUGAAGCGGCUGUACGAGCUGGACGUGAGUAACAACCGGUUCGCCGGGAAGUUCCCUCACGUGGUUCUCAGCUUGCCGCAACUGAUCUAUUUGGACAUCCGGUUCAAUGAGUUCGAGGGGACGGUUCCCCCGGCCCUGUUUGACAAGCCGCUGGAUGCGAUUUUCAUAAACCAUAACCGGUUCGCCUUCGAAUUGCCGGAUAAUUUUGGGAAUUCGCCGGUGUCGGUGAUUGUGGUGGCGAAUAAUAAGUUCCACGGGUGUUUGCCGGCGAGCAUUGGGAAUAUGACUAAUCUGAAUGAGAUUAUAUUGAUGAACAAUGACUUAAUGUCGUGUCUUCCGCCGGGAAUCGGGCGGCUGAAAAACUUGACGGUGUUCGACGUGAGCUUCAACAAGCUGUUGGGGCCGUUGCCGGAGAAGAUCGGCGAGAUGGUUAGCUUGGAGCAGCUGAAUGUGGGUCAUAAUAUGCUUUCCGGGACAAUUCCGAAGAGUAUAUGUAAGCUUCCUAAGCUUGAGAAUUUUACGUUUUCAUAUAACUUCUUUACCGGUGAGCCGCCGGCUUGUUUGGCGUUGCCCAAGAUUGAUGAUCGCCGGAAUUGCUUGCCGAGUAGGCCGGAACAACGGUCUGCAGCGCAGUGUAAGGCGUUUUCGGGUAAGAGAAUUAGUUGUAGUGCUUUUAAAUGUCAAAAGUUUACUCCUUCUCUGCCUUCGCCUCCUCUGCCGUCACCUCCUUUGCCCGCUCCUCCGCCGCCGGUUUCUGUUCCGGUGUCUCCGCCUUCUCCCGGUUUUUCACCUCCACCUGUCUUUACACCUCCGCCAUCUCCGGGUUUUUCGCCACCUCCUAUCUUCACACCUCCGCCUUCUCCUGGAUUUUCACCUCCACCUGUCUUUACACCUCCGCCAUCUCCGGGUUCCAAUCCACCUUCACAUUCACCUCCAUCAUCACCUUCACCUCCGCCGCCGGUGGUUCAUUCUCCGCCGCCUCCACCACCGCCAUCUCCUUCGCCGCCGCCGCCACCGGUUUAUUCUCCGCCACCUCCACCACCGCCGUCACCCUCACCCCCACCACCACCGGUUUAUUCCCCUCCACCUCCCCCACCUUCACCACCGCCACCGGUUUACUCACCGCCUCCACCCCCUCCAUCACCGCCGCCACCAGUUCAGUCGCCGCCGCCUCCACAAACUCCGCCGCAGCCAUCGCCUACUCCGCCUUAUUGCGUACACUCACCACCACCUCCGCCGCCAGCAUCUUCUCCUCCUCCGCCACCAAAUUCGCCACCUCCUCCGCCACAUUCUCCUCCACCACCACUAUAUAUCUACGCCUCCCCACCGCCCCCUCCUAUCCACUCUUCACCUCCCCCACCUCAUUCUCCACCACCACCAUCCCCUCUCCCUUGCAUAGAGACUCCACCACCACCACCGCAUGUUUACUUGCCACCACCAUCCCCAUCUCCCCCACCCCCUCACCCAAUCCACUACAAUUCCCCGCCCCCACCGUCACCGUCGCCGCCGCCGCCGGUCCACCACCACCACUCACCUCCGCCACCAUCUCCGUCACCACCUCCACCCUCCGAACCAUGUGAACAUCCUCCACCACUACCCUCUCUCCCACCGCCGGUGGUUAUCUAUGAAAGCCCACCACCUCCCCCUCCGUUCGUAGGCCCCUUGCCUCCGGUCAUCGGCGUUUCCUACGCUUCACCUCCACCACCACCCUUCUAUUGAUUCCUCUAACCAGUCCUGGGAACUAAAAUUAUUCCUAUUUAUUUCCUCGUCUAUCUUGUGGCAAUCAUCGCCGGGAUGAGAAACACAGCCUGAUGCAUUUCAAACAAGUACUAUAUAUUGGGUAAUUGUUAAGAUUUAUCCUUCUAUUUCUUGGAAACUAUUAUGGGUAAGAUUUGCGAAGGAAAGAAAUAAAUUUGGCAUGCAGAAACAGAGAAUAGAUUUGCAGGGAAGUGUAUGUAUAGAGAGCUUAAUUCUGGGCCAGAUCCCAGUUUGCUGCUGGCAAUGGUUUCUGGAUUGUUAUUUAUCAUCUUCUUUCUUUUUGUUUUUGAUUAUCAUACUCUUGUUUCUUGAUUUUAUUCUUUUUUCUUAAAUUUAUAAUAUAAUGAUGAACAUCAUUUUACUUGUAUUGAUUCCUGGAAUGGAAUGAAUUCAUGUCAUUCCUUUGAUUUCCCA
This is a messenger RNA of Ipomoea triloba (trilobed morning glory), 2864 nucleotides long. Its product is annotated as leucine-rich repeat extensin-like protein 4. The transcript has a single exon. The record is from RefSeq and is a predicted model, not a curated record. NCBI's taxonomy places the organism in Eukaryota, Viridiplantae, Streptophyta, Magnoliopsida, Solanales, Convolvulaceae. The coding region runs from base 171 to 2411 and encodes 746 amino acids. Gene Ontology annotation, molecular function: protein binding.